Molecule: messenger RNA, 1662 nt
Organism: Diospyros lotus (date-plum)
Lineage: Eukaryota; Viridiplantae; Streptophyta; Magnoliopsida; Ericales; Ebenaceae
Product: syntaxin-43-like
Exons: 8
Coding region: 320-1288 (322 amino acids)
Biological process (GO): vesicle fusion; intracellular protein transport; vesicle-mediated transport
Cellular component (GO): membrane; SNARE complex; endomembrane system
Molecular function (GO): SNARE binding; SNAP receptor activity
Source: RefSeq, a predicted model, not a curated record
UGGGAAUAGAAAGAGCAAUGAAGGGUAAAUGAGGAAACAAGCAAAGUUGUCUCGUUGGGGGAGAGAAUUGGGCGUCCUGGUCUGGCUGCCGUUUUGCGUUUUAUACCAGCCCGACUUCUAAUCGGCGAUCUUCAAUUUCACCGGCACCGUCAUCGUCACUUGCCGAUCUCCGAUCAGUCCGAACAAACCCUAGCUUUCAUCAAUUCGUCUGCUCGAUGCUCUGGACUUAGCCAUGAGACGUCGUUGUUUGACCGAAUCACCGCCUUCAGAUCUAGAAAGAAUCGCCUUUUAAUUUUUGGAUUUUGAAUUUUUUAUCGCCAUGGCUACGAGGAACCGGACGAUACUUUACAGGAAAUACAGAGACGCCUUAAAGAGCGUUCGGGUGCCUUCAGGUUAUUCGCCGUCGCCGUCGAGUUCCGGCGGCCCAGUGAUCGAGCUAUCGACCGUUUCGCUUCUUAAUCCCAAUCGAUCUUAUGCUCCGCUUAGUACUGACGAAUCCGGCGCCUUCAGUAAAGGUGCACCUACAGUGGGUCUCCCGCCAGCUUGGGUAGAUGUAUCUGAAGAAAUAGCAGCAAAUGUGCAACGAAUGCGGGUGAAAAUGGGUGAGCUUGCCAAGGCUCAUGCCAAGGCUUUAAUGCCAUCAUUUGGAGAUGGCAAAGAAGAUCAGCGCAGGAUUGAGGCCCUUACCCAAGAGAUAACUGAUCUUUUAAGAAAAUCGGAGAAGAGGUUACAGAGACUCUCUGCUGGUGGGCCUUCUGAGGAUUCCAAUAUUAGGAAAAAUGUGCAGCGCUCUCUUGCCACUGACCUCCAGAGCCUCUCAACUGAACUUCGCAAGAAACAGUCAACUUAUUUGAAGCGCCUCCAGCAGCAGAAAGAGGGUUCAGAUGGGAUUGAUUUGGAAAUGAAUUUGAAUGGAAAUCUUUCCAGAAAAGCAGAUGAUGACUUUGAUGACAUUGGGUUUGAUGACCAUCAAAUGGCCAAAUUAAGGAAAAGUGAGGCGUUAACCGCAGAAAGGGAAAGAGAGAUCCAGCAAGUUGUUGAAUCAGUAAACGAGCUUGCUCAGAUAAUGAAGGAUCUAUCAGUUCUUGUCAUUGACCAGGGCACUAUAGUCGACAGGAUAGACUACAACAUUCAGAAUGUUGCAGCUUCGGUUGAGGAGGGUCUUAAGCAGCUGCAGAAGGCGGAGAGAACACAGAAACAAGGGGGGAUGGUGAUGUGUGCUACAGUUCUCAUCAUUAUGUGCUUCAUCAUGUUGAUCCUUUUAGUACUAAAGGAGAUAUUUUUGUGAUCUACAAAAACAAAGUUGUUUAUAAAUCCCGGCUGGCAUCUUCUUGUCAUGUCUCUACUCCAACUUUUUCCUGCCGAUGUGUCCUUCCAUCUUCUUGGCAUCUUCUUGUUUUUAUACUUUUUUUUCCUUUUGGGGUUUGGGAGGGGGUUGGGAUAAGUUCGUGACUAGUACGGGCAUAUAUGUAUAGGGCAUUCUCCUAUAUGUUGCGAUUGGGUGAUGGAGCAGCAGGGCCUGGGGUUGGUGUUGAUCCCAUGAGAUCUUGUAAUUUUUCACGAAUGCUAAUUUUUCAGAGACUACUGAGGAAGAAGUGAGGCUAUGAACAUCUGUGUAUCGAUUCUUUUUAAGUAGUAAAAAUUGUAACUGGAUUCGUUUUA